Molecule: messenger RNA, 2921 nt
Organism: Halichondria panicea
Lineage: Eukaryota; Metazoa; Porifera; Demospongiae; Suberitida; Halichondriidae
Product: mucin-2-like
Exons: 11
Coding region: 155-2755 (866 amino acids)
Biological process (GO): signal transduction; regulation of GTPase activity
Cellular component (GO): cytoplasm
Source: RefSeq, a predicted model, not a curated record
CUCUCUACCACAAAUGCGAGCCACGCCCACUCAUCUCAGCAUAAACACUGUGAAGGGCUGUGUUUGUGUACUUUUAUGGUCACAGCAGAUCAGGGGUAGAGCUACUAAAUGCUAGCACAGAGUAAUCUUAUAGCGCAGGAGCAUAAAGGUAGCAAUGACUGAAGCAGUGGUGUCCUUACUCCCACAAAGACCACCUCCUCCCAAUCGCACUACUAGCCCGGUGGGUGUGUCUAAUCCAGCCCCCAAACAAUUGUCAGAGAGAGAGGAUAGUUUCCGUUUUGUCGACUCUAGGGCUAAGUCCAAACAAAAGCCACAGUUAUCACCAACCACCAAACAGAAGUCUAGCAACCAACCCCUCCGCUCAAGUUCUGCCUCUCCCGACCAUGGCUUCACUAUCAUAGAUUCUAAACACUCCCCCCUCCUAGAGCGCCAUUCACCCACCAAGGUGUCCGUCCCACCCCCUAGACCACACCCACCCACACGACAGAACACUACCAGUGAGGGACGUGAGUCUGGUGAGGCUAUUAAUGGACGUGGUGUAUCUCGGCAAGUGAGUCAACCUCUUGACAGUGUGGAGGUAUGUGUUGACGGUGAUGCUCGUGAGGGUGGAGAACCUGUACCUGUGCCACUUGUGGACCACCCUCCCCCUCCGUCUACUAAGGUGUCCCAACCCCCAGCCCGCCCACAGCAGCCUCCAAUGAGACAGCAAAGUGUCACUGUUACGAGUACUAGUAGUCAGAGCGAUGUCAGUGAGGGAGGAGACAGACAUAACAGUGUGGGCAAGCAGCCAGUGAAAGAUGAACAAGUUACUGAAACAAAAGCAGAAGACAAAGAAACUGAGGCAAAUCAGCGAGCUCGACCGGGGCGCCCCCCUCCACCCAGGUCAAAGAGUGUACCCAGAGCAAAAUCCCUUACAGAACACAAACAGAAGAGAAUGAGAGAGCGAUCACCUACCAUUGAUGUGACUACUCGAAUUGCACAUCAGGAGGGCAAGCUACCUAACACACAGAAGAGAACAAUGAGAGAGCGAUCACCUACCAUUGAUGUGACUACUCGCAUUGCACAUCAGGAGGAUCUUCAGAACCGGCCGGCUCAACCGUCUACUAAACCUUCACUCAAUCACUCAGUCCCUCAAUCUCCUACCCAUACCACACCCCCUUCAACUACGCCCCCUCCAACCACCCCGACUCGACUGUCUCCCCACGUUCCAAUAGACUCUUUGGUGGACUUGAGUGAGGGAGUGGAGACCUCACUAGCUAAUGAAGGCAGCCAAAACGAGAACGGAGCUCCAAAAACUAGUCCUGUUGAACCAACGCCCCCCCGUCCUUCGGUGCGAAGCCCACCUCCACCCCCCACCAGGAACUUAGAGAGCACACCCACCCGACACACCACCCCUCAACAGCCAGCAGUUAUCCCAGUGCCACACGAGAAUCCUUUAGUUUACAAAAACACAUCAUCCCCUGAAGAAACUCUGUCCAGCACACCAGCUGAUGCAUCCAAUGUUACAGCUGAUACUAACAGUCCCACAGCUGCGUCCAGCCCCCCUGUAAUACCAGCACGCCCUUAUAUGCCGCCUAGACCAUUUCCCCCUCGACCAAACUCUGGAAGCAAACGGGCCCCUGCCAAGCCAAAGAGAUCAAAUCAUCCAAGUAAAAAAGUGGCGAAAUCUCACACAGCAAUAGAUUUGUCUCCAAGGAUGUCGCAUGGCAAGCCUCCAAGGUCACAUGACAUGAAAUCCCCACAUAGCUUGGCACCCCAGUCACACGACAGUGCUGGCGGCAGCAAGGCUAUAAUGGCCUCUGUCGAAGUAUCGCAAGUGGAGCCAGAUACGCCGGAAUACCCAAACACACCCACUCUAUCAAUAACAAACCACGAUGUAGUUCAGUUUGGCUUCCCGUCUCAUCCGAAUAACAGCAUCUCUGCAGCAUCGCCAGACUAUGAUAGCUCACUUCCUGCUACUGUGGAUGUUACGCAGUCAAUGCCGGCCACACUGCCUCCUGUAGAGCGAGAGAUAAGUGAGGAAGGUGCCACUGAAGGGAGGGACGAGGUAGCUGAUUUGCAACCGUCCAAGUCUUCUUCACGGUUUAGAGGCAAGAAAAUGUUCAGCUCAAUGAAGAAAGGUAUUAAAAGUUUGCGUCUUCCUCGUAAGCCCAUUCGUGCAGAUGAGGUAAACUCACAAAGGAGAAGGUCUGAGGGCAAUGUAGGCAUGAGCAGAAGUGAGGACUAUCCAGACCCGCUUCCUCAAGGAAUAAUCGAGCCACUGGUAGUCAAGUGUGUGGCGUACCUCAACAGAGAUGAUGUGCUUGUGGAACAGGGCCUGUUCAGAAUACCGGGAGACCUGGCUGCCAUCAGGAAACUCAGGACUUCCUUCCUAAAUGGUGUUGAUGUGGACCUUGGGGAUGUGUUGGACCCUCACACUGUGUGUGGACUGCUCAAGCUUCACUUUAGAGAGUUGCGGGUGUCUAUGAUCCCUCGAGGACCACCCCUCGCUGAGCUCAUUCACAAUGUCAAGGAGAGAAAUGUUGAUGGUGUGCAUCAACUAUUGAGUAAAAUAAAUGUCACUCACAUAGCCACACUGAGAAUCGUCACCGAAGUUCUGGCUAAGGUGGUGUCCCAUUCUGAUGUAAACAGAAUGACAGCUGGUACUCUGGCUACGUCGUGUGGACCAUCUAUAUUCCCCUACCUACCACCUAGCAACGCCAACCAACUCCUCAAGUUUCUCGUAGACCACUGUCAGGAGAUAUUCGAAACCUAGCAACAACAUACACAACAGAACUAUAUUUAUCAAUCAGUGUUUUUAGAUUGUGAGAUACCUUUAUAAUUUGCACCAACAGCGCUAUAUAAGGAGCACUUUUUACGAAUUUUUUUUACACAUUAAAUUUUUACUUUUAAUAAUUAUAAAGAUAAAAUUAAUAACAGGA